This is a messenger RNA of Fusarium musae, 1017 nucleotides long. RefSeq lists its product as uncharacterized. Gene Ontology annotation, molecular function: protein binding. The record is from RefSeq and is a predicted model, not a curated record. Bases 1 to 1017 code for a protein of 338 amino acids. The transcript has 2 exons. Lineage: Eukaryota; Fungi; Ascomycota; Sordariomycetes; Hypocreales; Nectriaceae.
AUGGCUUCUAUCAAGCUACCAAAGGCCACCUGGUCUCGCAUCGCUUCCAGCGAGCGUCUAUGCCGUUCCUCUCAGGCUGUCUCUACGGUAGAUCAGAAGAUCUACAUCUUUGGUGGCGAGUUGUUCCCACGUGAACCAGUCGACAACAGAGUCGAUGUAGUCAGCCUCGAUGCCCAGGAUCACGGCGCCCAAACUCUAACGGCUCCCGAUAAAACACCCUCACCUCGAGUCGGCAGCCCAAGCACCACCAUCGGAAGCAACAUCUUCCUCUUCUCCGGCCGCGGGGGUCUCGAGAUGAAGCCCAUCGAAGAAAAUGGAGCUAUAUGGCGGUACAACACAGUCGAAAAUACGUGGGACUCUAUCGAGCCCGCUGAUCCUUCUGCGCCUUUCCCAGACGGUCGAAGCUACCAUUGCAUCACUUCAAAUGGCGUUGACCAGCUUUACCUCCACUCUGGAUGCCCUGAGCAGAACAGACUUCACGACCUUUGGGUUUUUGACGUGGCCAAAAUGGCAUGGGCUGAGCUUCCUUGUGCACCAGGUCCUGCGCGUGGUGGCUCAUCGAUCGCAUUUCACGGCGGGAAGUUGUAUCGCAUGAACGGCUUCGAUGGCAAGACAGAACAGGGCGGUGCGCUGGACAUCUAUGACAUUAAGACUAGUUCAUGGUCUACUGUUACUUACAAGCCAGAUGGCGCUGAAGGUCCUGAAGCGAGGAGUGUCGCAACACUACUGGCGAUCUCAGGGCAAAGCAGGACAUUUUUAGUGACUAUGUUUGGCGAGAGAGACCCUAGCGCUCUAGGCCACGCUGGUGCUGGAAAGAUGCUGUCUGACGUCUGGGCUUUUGACAUUGAGGUGAGGACCUGGCAGAGAGUAGAGGUUGGUGCCGAUGGACCUGUUGCUAGGGGAUGGUUUGACGCUGAUGUUGUUCGGGAUGGAGUUGUAAAGGAUGCUAUGGUUGUCCAUGGAGGUCUUGGGGGAGAUAAUCAAAGACUUGGUGAUGUUUGGGUAUUGCGUUUUUAG